AUGACAACUGCUAGCAAACUUAAAAUUACUAAAUUAAGUAAAAAUGCUAGAAUACCAAUAAGACACAGUGAAGGUGCAGCAGGAUAUGAUAUUAGUGCACUUGAAGAAGGCAUUAUAAAUCCUAAAGAAGUAGUUGAAAUAAAAACAGGACUGGUGUUUCAUAUUCCAAAAGGACAUAUGGGAGUUAUAUUUGGAAGAUCGGGCUUAGCAUUAAUGAAUGGACUGGAACCACUUAACAGUAAAGUGUUACCUGAUUCUAAUAAUGAAUUAAUAGUUAAGAUUUUGAAUAAUUCAGAAGAUGUAUUUAAAUAUGAAGCGGGGAUGAGAAUUGCACAGCUAGUCAUUAUUGAAACAUGCAAUUAUGAAUUGGAAGAAGUUGAUAAACUAGAAGAUUCUACUAGAGGUACAUCUGGAUUUGGGUCUACAGGAUUACAUUAA
Vairimorpha ceranae is the source of this 438-nucleotide messenger RNA. Its product is annotated as deoxyuridine 5 -triphosphate nucleotidohydrolase. Gene Ontology annotation, molecular function: dUTP diphosphatase activity; magnesium ion binding. Gene Ontology annotation, biological process: dUTP catabolic process; dUMP biosynthetic process. The transcript has a single exon. Bases 1 to 438 code for a protein of 145 amino acids. Lineage: Eukaryota; Fungi; Microsporidia; Nosematidae. The record is from RefSeq and is a predicted model, not a curated record.